This is a messenger RNA of Paralichthys olivaceus (Japanese flounder), 1034 nucleotides long. RefSeq names its product RAN guanine nucleotide release factor (gene rangrf). The record is from RefSeq and is a predicted model, not a curated record. Gene Ontology annotation, cellular component: nucleus. Gene Ontology annotation, biological process: heart contraction; regulation of membrane depolarization; protein import into nucleus. Lineage: Eukaryota; Metazoa; Chordata; Actinopteri; Pleuronectiformes; Paralichthyidae. Gene Ontology annotation, molecular function: sodium channel regulator activity; guanyl-nucleotide exchange factor activity; transmembrane transporter binding.
CACCGUUUGAGAACCACCGGUCCAAAGCAACAUCCAGUCUUGGUCUUUAGGGGGCAGCAUUGUGCUCUAUAGUCCACAGCCUGCCGGAAACUGAAGAAGAAGAAAAGCAACAGCAGAAGAAGGAAAGAAGAACAACGUGACAAGUCGACCCCCCCCCACAGUCCUCACACAGAGAUGCAGGGAGCUGAGCAGCCUCAUCCUCUGUUUGGAGGAGCUCUGUCAGCAGCCAUCCCCCACACUGCCACAGACAUCAGUGAGGUGAGGGAGAUCCCAGACAACCAGGAGGUGUUCGCCCACAAACACACCGAUCAGAGCCUCAUAGUGGAGCUGGUGGAGUACCAGGCCCAGGUGGCAGACCAGGAUUCGGCCAGGUAUCACUUUGAGGACAUCGCAGGCAGCAACAAAGCCCUGGAGCCGGGUGCCUGUGCAGUGAUCAGUGUUGUUGCUCUUCCCAAAUCUGACCUGUCCCUGUCGCAGUGCAGCUCAGCCUGGAUGCUGACGGGGACGCAGAGUGUGUCCAAGUUCAACGAGGAGGCGAGGAACGCCGUGACCCUUCAUCUGGGUGUGUUCCGCCUGCCUCAGUUCUCCACAGACAUCCUGAUCACCUUCAAUGACCCGCAGAGCAUCAGCCCUGACAGCAGCAGUGCAGCAGCUGUGCAGACACACAAAGUUCCGUGGACCGUGCAGGACUUUCAGCGCUUGUUGCAGACUCUGACUCUGCACAACCCCGGGCUGUUUGGAUAGAACCACUGGCAACCUCACCUGAUUACGUUCAGUCUUUCUCUGUGACACCAGUGGGCUACAUUUAAAUCUACCAGAGCUGUGCUUAUCCUGGGGCCUCAUGAUUAAAAGACCUGUGGCACGAUCUCAGCCCAAAAGAUUUGAAAGCAGUCCUUCCCCUGCCCUGACACACAUGAAUAACACGCUCUGUUCCACCUCUGAUGUUUACUUUGUCAUAGAUUGAAAAUUAACUGAAAAGACCAAAUUAUCACAUGAUGUGAACAUAUUUGUAUCAUAAUAAAUUUUACAAGUAA